Molecule: messenger RNA, 3056 nt
Organism: Phasianus colchicus (ring-necked pheasant)
Lineage: Eukaryota; Metazoa; Chordata; Aves; Galliformes; Phasianidae
Gene: LYPLAL1
Product: lysophospholipase like 1
Biological process (GO): protein depalmitoylation
Cellular component (GO): cytoplasm
Molecular function (GO): palmitoyl-(protein) hydrolase activity; carboxylic ester hydrolase activity
Source: RefSeq, a predicted model, not a curated record
CCACCUGCUUCCCUUCUGCUCAUUUGCCACUGGGGCCUUUACUCUUUAAAAAAUGCACCUGGUGAGGCUGAAGCCUAAUCACCUUUCCAAACAUCUACGGCUACAUAAAAGGGACAGCCCCCAGUCCUCUUGCUUUUUGAUCCCUCAUUUGUCCACCAUAUGGCAUUUCUAAAUAUAGGGUCUGGUCUGUGCAGAUAUACUAUUUUCUAUAAAUAGACUGCAGCAAUACAGUAUGGAAUUAAAAGCGAGGACUUCAGAGUCAGCUCUAAUCAGAACAGCGUGGUGAGAGUUUUACUCGCUCUACUGGAAAACAAAAACAAACAAAAAACAAACAAACAAGGAAGGUUUACAGCCACCUCUGGAAACCUCAUUUUAAAACUGGCAGCGCUAUUUGAGAAGAUAAAGGAAUACAUGUAGGUGGACGUGAAGAACAGCAAAUAAAACCACCCUAGCAGUGCUGCCGUUUCCCUCUUCGCGCUGGAUAGACGAGCACAGCCCUGCCCGCCCGAGGCCGGCCCUGCGCCGGCGCGAUGGAUGCGCUGUGGGCUGGGCGAGGGCGGGCAGUGGCGGGCAUGGCGGCGCUACAGAGAAGCGUGGUGUCCCCCGCGGGUCGGCACACCGCCUCCCUCAUCUUUCUGCACGGCUCAGGUGAUACUGGCCGAGGAGUAAGAACAUGGAUAAAACAAAUUUUGAAUCAAGACAUGGCUUUCCAGCAUAUAAAAGUAAUUUAUCCAACAGCUCCUGCCAGGCCUUACACACCUAUGAAGGGAGCCACUUCCACUGUGUGGUUUGACAGAUAUAAAAUUUCUAAUGACUGUCCAGAACACAUUGAGAGUAUUGACUCUAUGUGCCAAGGACUUUCAGAUUUGAUCAAUGAUGAGAUUAAAAAUGGCAUCACAAAGGACAGGAUACUAAUAGGAGGCUUUUCUAUGGGAGGUGGAAUGGCAAUGCAUUUAGCAUAUAGGUUUCAUCAAGAUCUGGCAGGAGUCUUUGCACUGUCUAGUUUUCUCAAUAAAGAUUCUGCUGUAUAUGAGGCUUUGAAAAAAAAUGAAAGUGUUCUUCCAGAAUUAUUUCAGUGUCAUGGAACUGCUGAUGACCUAGUUCUGUAUUCUUGGGGUGAAGAAACGAACAAGAUGUUAAAGUCACUGGGAGUAUCAACUUCUCUUCAUACUUUUCCAAACCUCAAUCAUGAGUUAAACAGAAAUGAAAUAGAAGAACUUAAAACCUGGAUUCUAAAGAAGUUGCCUAUUGAAGCUGAAAAGUCAAAUGAAUAAAAGAUGUAGUAUUCAUAUAUUUUCUGUUGUUUGUGGGUUUAUAUAAGCACAUUUCAGGUAGAUGCUGUUAUAUUCCAUAGAGUUCAAUAAUGACGUGAUGGUGCUGGCUACUAACACUCACUUUAUCAUAUGGAUUUCUUUGUUUGUUUUCUUGUACAGUUUUUUAAAUACACAUCCUUGUCAAUCUAUGGGAUUUAAUGACUGUUAGUAUUAAAAACUGUCUUAAAUUGUCCAAACAAUAUUCAGGAAGUAAAGUUGUGUUUUUCUGAGAUACUUAUUUCUUUUCAACCUCAGAACACAAUGCUAUGGUUGCAUCCACUGGCUUAAAAGUAGAGUAGAGAGCAGUGGUUAAAUAAUGGACUUUUACCUUUCCAUAUACAAUUCAAGUUAGUUAACUUAGAGCGACUGUAUUGGCUUCAUGAGAAAUUUCAGUAUGUGGGAAUUAAUAUGUGUCAAAGCAGAGUUGUAUGUUACUUCAGAAAAAUAACUGAUCUUUGUGCUACAGUUUUCAAAUGAGUCAGAAGUAGCAAAUAUCUGUCAAUACCACAGGCCCUCGGUAUUACUUAGUGUCAUUAUGGUGUUUCUUAGAGAUCUACUUCUGAUCUCUAAGUUCCUUGAGCCCCAUGUCUCUCACUCUGUAGGUUUAAAAAAAAAAAAAAAAAAAAAAGUGCCAUGAUCCCUGGUAAGAUAUCCUGUUUUUGAAGAAAUCAUUCCUUGGGCACUAUUCCUGUAGAAACUUAGUUUUGCCAACAGUUCUAUUUUGGCUUGCAAGAUCACAUUUUAAAUUAAAAGAUGAGGAUAUUUGACUCCUCCAUGAACAUUUAGAAGAGUUGUAAAUAAUAAUUGUGAUAUAAAGAAACCUUGUGUCCAUUUUAAUGGUGGAUGAUUCAUCUUUGUGUCAGCUUGAUAAAUUAACUCAGAGUAUAAAUAUUCUUAUGUAAUUUUUAUGCUUUUUCUUAUUUCUCCCCCUCUGCCCCAAUUUCUCCUCCCCCAAAUUCAGUAAUUUUAUUAGCAUGACAAGGUAUUCAGCCUUUUGCCAAAGUCAAUAGAUCCAAGUCUCUUGCUUAAUCUUCUCCUUUCCCCUUUUCUGAAGAGUGGAUCUAGGACACCGUUGUUUGCUCUGUCACAGCAGAUUGUUGCCAGUAUUGGCUAUGACUCCAAAAGUGUCGGCCAGCUCCAGGGGACUAAGGGUUUUUUUCAAAUUCUCAUGCACAGAGACCUAAGCCAGUUUUUACCUAUCUUGAGAAAUAAGCAAAGGGGGAAAAAUGUCACUGUUCAAGUACAAGGCAUGUAAUUGGCAGUAGCAAGUAACAACUUCCUGCUGCUAAAAAUAUUUUCCUUUAUUUCAUUCUGCUAGCGUUAGCAAGUCAGCAGUCUGUUCUGAAAAACAGGAUUUUAAAUGGCACAUGAAAUCUCUGCUGUUUGAAAUAGUAACUGAAAAGCUUUUUUUUUUUCCUGGUGCCCUAGGCUUCUUAAUUACAAAUUAAAUUGAAACAGGUGUGUUCAGAAGCAGCUGAGCUAACUUUGCCCUGGCCCAACUCUAAUUGCAGUUGUUCACAAGUACAGUUUUAACAUUUGAGUGAUGGUACAUCGUUUAGAGAUUUGCACCAUUUUCUGUUCCUCCUGCAGUUCCUACCAGGAAGCUGUUUGAACCACUGGUAAUGCAAGGUGGUAAUUUGUUCUGGUGACAACUGUGGCCGGACGGGAGAUAUGCAAGUUUUUUGCGAGGGGGAUUUCAACAAUAUCAGAGUUCAGUUCAGAAAUUAUUACCACAUCAAACUA